Gongylonema pulchrum is the source of this 324-nucleotide messenger RNA. Lineage: Eukaryota; Metazoa; Nematoda; Chromadorea; Rhabditida; Gongylonematidae. The record is from the annotation of a GenBank genome assembly.
AUGCUAAGCUUUAGAGAUUGUAAAAGGCUAACCUUGGAGACGAAGUUUCUUUACAGGGCAACAAUUCUUUUCUUUACUUUAUCAACGCUUGAUGUUCUGGGCAAGCUGGAAGAGGAAGUGGACGAGGAUAAAAGACAGGAGCUUAUCAACUGGAUCUACCGAUUGCAGUUAAAAAGUGACUCCGUUGUAACAGAUCCAGAGAUAUCGAUGGGAGAUGAUAGAUCGGCAUUGGCCAGGAGUGUAAAUGCAGGGAUUGCACAGAACGAGCCGAGUGCACUCAGUCCUGAUGAAUGCCUACCGAAAUACUGCUGGAAAGAAGUUUGA